This is a messenger RNA of Epinephelus moara (kelp grouper), 5889 nucleotides long. RefSeq names its product N-chimaerin. Gene Ontology annotation, molecular function: GTPase activator activity. Bases 1376 to 2392 code for a protein of 338 amino acids. NCBI's taxonomy places the organism in Eukaryota, Metazoa, Chordata, Actinopteri, Perciformes, Serranidae. The record is from RefSeq and is a predicted model, not a curated record. Gene Ontology annotation, biological process: positive regulation of GTPase activity; signal transduction; regulation of small GTPase mediated signal transduction. The transcript has 8 exons.
UGAAUUUAUCAUCUAAUUAAAAAUAUAAUAAUGAUAAUAAUAAUGAUAGUAUAACAGUAGUAUCUACAAUAUCUAAAAAUAAAUAAAGAAAUUAAAAAAAAUAAAUAAAAAGGACAAAGCCCACAGGGUGAAGCUUUUAGAUCUCUCCAACAGUAAUAGGACGUAAUGCAGUCCCACUGCUUGUUUGUUGACAGUUUGCUCAGCCCAAAAAAUGCCACACAAAAAUCCACCCACCAGAGGCCCCACUUACCGAAAAAACCUCUUAGUGCGCUUCUUAAGUGAAAAUUUAGCCUUAAACUGUUCUUAUAUAAUGUUUAUAAUGGAUGAGCAGGGCCAUCUAAGGACAUGGGGUUGUGUAAAUUUCAAGCAAAAAACAGAAAGCACACUAAAGCAGUCUAUUAUUUACAGUGGACAAGUAUUAGAGGCAGACUGGGAAACAUCAGAGGAAAAACAAGUCAGUGCUGAUGGUAACAUGACAAAAAGGAGGGAAGGGCGAGUUGUGAACAAAUGAAUAAAAUAAUAGCUUGUUUCUCAGCUCAUUCUUUCUCUCCCUCUCUUUCCUCUUUCUCUCCCGGGACAAUUGAGGUGGCAGAAAUUGGUGACGAACAACAACAACCUCUGCGUUCUGAUUGGCUCGUUCUCCUCUCAAUGUGACCUGUUAAAUUCAUCCAUUACUGCACCGUAGCUCAGCCUCACCCCCCCUCCUCCUCCUCCUCUUUCUCUCUCUCUCCGCCUUUAUCACUUCCCUCCUCCACUAGUUCUGCCUGGUGAGUGUGUGGAGGGAAAGAGGAUUAACACACACACACACACACACACACCGAGCCAUGUGGGCUGAAGCGCUCACCUACACGAGACUGCGAGACGGGAAUGCUCAUUCUGCCACAUCAGUCCGGUUUGAAGGAUUUGGGAACGCGUUUCAAGAAGAUUUAUUGAAUCAUAUUAAGGGAACUUUCUUUCAUAAUUUUUGAUUUUCUGAUUUUUAUUGGCUGGCUGGCUUUUGUUUCAUUUUUUUUGUUAUGAACUGGAAUUGCACCAUGCAGCCCCAUCAGUAUGCAAGGCUAAUCUGAUUGGCUGAUCUUUGUGCUGCUAAGACAGCGGGAUUGGUCGUGUGUUGGCCCCUCGGUUUGGGAUGUUGUUCUCAGAUGGAGCUUUGAAAUGAAUUGAGCGUCCAGUUGUUGUACUUAUUCCUAUUGUGCUGAGCAUUGUUUGUCAUUUUUAACACAAUCUUUAGAAGAGUAUUUCCUUUUUGUUUUUUUUAUUGCUCUGCAGUCUGAUUGGCUGACUGUAUUUAUUUAUGGGAUUAAGGUCUCACAGCUAGUGUUUGAUUUAAACCUCCAGUGUGACUUAAAUUCACACUAAAAGUACAGAUCCCACAAUGCCGAGCCAAGAGUCGUAUGUCGUUAAAAGAGGUAAAAAGCAAUCCCGCAAACGAGCCAAGAAGGACUCAGGUCAGAAGGGCUCUUUGUUUACCGCAGCUCUUGGUUUGAAUGUCACCCCCUCUAAACCCACCUCCCCUGCUUCCACCUUCUGGCAACCAAUCAGAUCUUUUGCCCUUUCGCAGCUUACAUCGCUGGUGCGGCGGGCCACCCUGAGGGAGAGCGACUUGGCGCCCAAGUAUGAGAAGGUCCACAACUUCAAGGUUCAUACAUUCAGAGGCCCCCACUGGUGUGAGUACUGUGCCAACUUCAUGUGGGGUCUCAUCGCUCAGGGAGUCAAGUGUGCAGACUGUGGGUUGAACGUCCACAAGCAGUGCUCCAAAGUCGUGCCCAACGACUGCCAGCCAGACCUGCGGCACGUCAAGAAGGUAUACAGCUGCGACUUGACCACGCUGGUCAAAGCCCACAACACCAAGAGGCCCAUGGUGGUUGACAUGUGCAUACAGGAAAUCGAGGCUAGAGGUCUCCAGUCAGAGGGUUUGUACAGAAUAUCAGGCUUCAGUGAGUUGAUUGAAGAUGUCAAGCUGGCCUUUGACAGAGAUGGAGAGAAGGCGGACAUUUCCUCUAAUGCCUACGAGGACCUCAACAUCAUCACCGGAGCCCUCAAACUCUACUUCAGAGAGCUGCCUAUUCCCCUCAUCACAUAUGACGCCUACCCACGCUUCAUAGAAACAGCAAAGAUAGCAGACCCAGAAAAACGUCUGGAGGCUCUUCACGAGGCGCUGAAGCUGCUGCCGCCAGCUCACUGCGAGACACUGCGAUACCUCAUGGCUCACCUCAAGAGAGUGACGGACUACGAAAAGGAGAACCUCAUGUCCAGCGAGAACUUGGGUAUAGUCUUCGGCCCGACACUGAUGAGGGCCCCCGGGCUAGACGCCAUGACAGCGCUCAACGACAUCCGAUACCAGAGACUCGUGGUGGAAACUCUCAUUACCAACGAAGACGUGUUGUUCUGAGAGGAAGGGAGGGGAGAACGAUUCUUUCAACUUGGAGAAGAAAGACAUACAGAUCGGGAAGUCCUCCUGUGAAAAGAAAACUUUUAACAAGAACAUGAAGAAACAUGCAAGACAUCUGGAACUUGUGUCUUGAUAGAAACGACAUCGAGGAGUGGAAGGAGGGAUCAACGAAGGAAGCAACUAUUUGCAAACAGUGGAGAAGAAGUCAAAGGAAGGAUGCAGUGUUUCCCUACAUUUUUACACUCAAUCACACACCUGAGGCUUCCACAGAAGAUCCAAAUGUGUUGAUUUAGGACAAUAUUCCAGCCUUGUUAGAAAUAAACAAUUAGGAUCUUUUUUGAUGAGCUGGAAGAAAAGAGAAUAUGUUCUCUAUCAUGGCGAGAAGAUAGCAACAGCAUUGGAACAACACUACUUUGUCUGUGUAAGGGAAACACUGAGUGAUCCAUGUAUAUGUUUAAAUUGUUCUUAAAUUGAUGCCUUGACGUUUUUGAGUUUUCCUCACCAGACACCAGAAAUCAGCUAGCUAAAAAACCUUGGGUCAUUAACAUUCACCACAAAAACCAAAUGAGCCACACACUUCUAAACAAGUGUCAAAGUUCGGUCUAAAAGGCAAUAACGCUCCAUGUUUUCCUCAAACUCUGGUGGUAAGAGAUCCGUUUGUUUGCUUUGUUUUCCAUUGUGUCAAGAUAUCCCUUUAAGAAGCAUUGACUCCAUACCUGUAGACAGCUGGAUGAAUGAAUGAAUGGAAAAAGGGAACCGCUCACCCAUAAUGCGCACUCAUUCCUCUGAAUGGAACUUAAGUGACUUGGACCUAAUGUGUUUUCAUUCCUCUUUAAAAACUCUUUACUUUACAGCUCCCUCUUCUUUUCCAUCGACUGAAAUGUAAUUACAAAGUCAUUUUACACUAAGUAGUUUUUUAGUUGUUAACAUAGAAAUGCAGACUUACCAUUUUUUGUGUCAAAUUAUGAGCCUCUGUUUAAGAGUUGUUGCUGGAUAAUUAUGUUAUAACUGAUGGAGCUGUACACUAAAUGGUUUAUCUUUUUUUCUCACUGUCCCUGAAGUAAUCCUGUGUUUGCUCUCUUCGCCUCUAAAGUGAAAAAUAACGCUAUUUUGUAUUUAAAUGAAAGCUUUGGGAACAUUUCUGCAGCAAGCACACAUAAUUUUUCUCAAUAUUUAGACUUUCUAGUUCUCCAUCAGGCCUUUAAAGGGUAAUUACAAUAUUUUUCAACCUGGACUCUAUUAUCCUUUGUUUUUGUGUCUAAGUGAGAAAUGGGAACAAUGUUUUUUUAACUGGUCCAGUACUGAGGGAGAGCAAUGCAGGCAGCAGUGACGAAACAGGCUGCAAUGUAAUCAUUUGGGGCAUUUGUACACCGUCACUUUACAUCCACUACAAGUACUUGUUUUUGCCACUGACAGGCUCAAAUUGUUGGUAGGUAUCUGACAACAUAAUGGAAAGGAUCCCCACAUAGACUCGAUAGACCUUUUUGUUUAACCACUAACAGUUUUAAAAAAAACAUUGCCAAACCAACCAGACUUCAUUUAAAUAACAGUCAUUGUAGCAUGUAGAGAGCCAGCAUGUUUUCACAUCUAACUGGGUGAAUUAUGUGUUUAUCUCAACCAAGCCUGAGGUGGGGAUUGUUGGAACAGCGGAAAGAUGAACCAAGAUGGUUUUCAUGAGUUUUAUUUUGUUUCUGUCAACUUUAGAUUUUGUUAUACAAUGUUAAAAUUACUGUUUAUUUCAGUGGAGUCUGGUGGGUUUGGUGACGGUGAUUUCAGGGCUGUUUCUAGUUGAACAAAAAGGAUCUUUUUCUUUAACAUAAAGAUUUAUCUGUGUAGGGAUCCUUUCCAUAGUGCUGUGAGAUACUUAUGAUAAUAAUCUGAGUCUGUCAGUGGCAAAAACAAGCUCUUUCAGUGGACGUAAAUUGACGUUGCACAGUUGCUCAUUUGUAUUAUGUUGCACUCGGUUCCUCUGCUGCAGCGUUAUAAAUAGCUCAAUACUGGACCAAUUAAAAAAAUUAUUGUUCCCAUUAGUCACUUAGACAUAAAACAUGAGAAAAUAGGGUCCAGGUUAAAAAGUACCAGAGUUACCCUUUAAAUAAGCACACUGUCUGCGCAGAACACUAAUCCAUUGGCAGAUAGUAAAGAGAGGAACACAUAACAGACUUGAAACACAAAUAUGUGAACCAGUGCUUCAUGAUGUUUUUGUUUUGCCUAGGUCAUUUGUAUAAAGCAGUAUUGUAAUUAAGCAGUGUUAACAAGCAGAUGUGCUCCAAAUACUAAUUGAAAUUCUUGAUCGCUUUCCUGGAUGCAAUUCAACAGAUUGAAAUCAUAAUGUUGAGGCUUUAUCGACUUUAUAGGCCUGAGAGGGAUAAUUCACUUCGGUACCGAGAUGGGUUUUGAGCACCAAAUUAUUUGAAAUUUUAAUAUCCCAAAAAUCAAAGCAAAGGAGCUCUAUAAAACAGAAGCUCAUAAUGUUAAUUACUCCAUAUUCACUAUUAAAGCUGUAUUGGCGCUUCCCUCUCUUGAUGUGCUGGUUGACAAUGAGGCUGUAUUGUGACUCCACUGACAUGUUCGGAAAGAUGAUACAACUGUGAAAUUGUUAGAAAUAAUAUUGCUUCGACAUAAGUAAAGGCCAGUUUGGAUCAUUUUUAUUUAUUUCUUUUCUUUUUACAGACAGAGACAAAAUGAGAUUUUACUGAAAUACAAGUGUAAUCAAAUGCCACACUGAGUUUCUUCCAGAUAUGUGAAGAUGAGCUGCUGGUGAAACAUUGCAAAGGUUUGCUGUAAUGUUUUGACCGCGCUCGGAUGAAAUGAAAGCAGUAUUAGUUGUGGGAUGAUGUCCCUAAUCAUCUGUAAUACGAAGGAGUGUAUUUGCCAUGACUUCUUGUUUUUUAACUAGUGCCAUUUGAAAAGGGUGGAGGUGUAAAAGUGGAUGCCUUCUGCAUGUAACCCUCACCUCAGCCAACACUCCAAGCCCCCCUUUUCAUUCAUGUCUACCCCCAUUUCUGUCGGGGGUCACUGAUGACAUACUCCUAGUGUGCUUCAUUUGCAAAGCAGUGAUGAACCACCAGACACCAAGACCCAUUUUACACAGCAAAGACCGAGUUAGGGUUGUAAAGAUCAAGCGCGCUCAUCCUUUGCUGGGUGCAGAAUGGAUGUAACAUAAACGUAACAUCAACCUUUUUCUAACAAAUCUUGAUUUUUCAUGUUUUUCAUUUUAACUGUUUUGUUGACUUUUUGUUGUACUAACUACCAUCAGCCUAACCCGAUGAUAACGUGAGCCUUCAGUGAUCUGUGACACUUUUUUUUUUUUUUUUUGCAUCAUGAAAUGUUUUGUUUUUGUUUGUUUUUUUAAAUUGUCAUUGCUGUAAAGUAUUUUCUAUAUGGUUUAUGCAUGGUGAAAUUAAAUUAUUAAAUAUGGCUCUCAGCUGGUUCAUGUCUGAAUUUUGUUCAGAGCUUACUCUCCAGGCGUCAAAUGGAAACAGGCAAGUUUUCUA